GUAGCCCAUUCAGCACCUGGUGGUUAGGUAAGCGUGAAGCACGUGCAAAAGCGCGAGCCUGGUGACGCUCAGCCUCGUCAAUGCCAAGCUCUCACAUAUGCCCGCAAUGGCAGCCUUGUCUGAGAGUUAAGCCUCCCAUUCAAUCCCCAUAUCUUCUUCCACCUUCGCACGGAUCCCUCUACUCUCCCGCGUCUUCAGCUCUUUAUUGACAAUGGACCCCUCUCAGACAAAAGCUCUUGCUGCGAUCCAACCUUUUGUCCACCUCGCGACUACAACAAAGACCCCUUCACCCCGCUUCAUUGCUGAACUGAUCAAGGGAGCCAUCUCCGCACACGGGGCAUAUCUUUUCACCGAGUUGCUUCAACUGCCAGCGAUCCAGAGCUUGAGAGGCACGGAAGCAGAACCAUGGUUGACAUUGUUGGAGAUCUUCAGUUGGGGGACGUACGAAGAGUAUAAAGCCGACCCCUCUCUCCCACCCCUCGACGAUGCUCAAACCUUCAAGCUACGCCAGCUUAGUCUUCUGACUCUGGCUUCACCGUUCGCGCCGACCGGCAAGAACGCAACAGCAAAUCCCUUGACAUACCCUGGGCUCUUGGCCUCCCUCCUGCUUUCGACUCCCCAAGAGCUGGAAUCCUUGAUAACACAGUCAAUCUACUCCGGCCUCCUCACUGCUCGUCUCAGCCCUACGUCGACUCCGCCAACCGUCCACAUCUUGUCUGUUGCCCCCCUUCGCGAUCUGCGCCCUCACUCUCUUCCCGUACUCUUGCAGAUCCUACAGACAUGGGAAUCGCGCUGCGUCUCUGUUGUGAGCGACCUCGAAGCGCAAAUCGCUGCUAUUCGUGCAACGGCACAACAGAGAGCGAUGCGAGAGAAAGCUAGGCAGAAUGAGGUAGACUCGCUUGUCCUCAACAAUGACCGACAGCAACCAUCAAGUGACAAUGGCGUCAUGUCGGAUGUCCGAGGUGGAAACGGACGUGCCGGUCGCGGCGCUGGCUUUGGUGCAGGCCAGCGUCCUCCCAGUAAGCGGGAUCUCGACCAGCAGAUGGAAGGCGAAGGUGAUGACGUGGAUGAUGACUACGAGGAGGGCAGGAUGGACUUGGAUGAGGGUAUCAGUGAGGGCCCAGGUGGCUUUACAGGGUCCGGACCGCGAGGCGGAGGGAGUGGGGGCUCACGAGGUGCAAAGCGAAACCGCGGACGGGGGUCAAAGUGAUGUUUUGGAUCUGCCGUCGAUUGAAUGCACCUUCAAGCGGACGAUAUGACUACUAGGUGGUACAACUCUAUCGAUGAGAGGGUGUCCGUCUUCGAACGUGUCGCUGGCUGGAGCUCGCAGAGUCGAAGCAAGUGCCCACACAGGCCGAACUCGUGCCCCAGGAAACGAAACACAUCCGGACGUACAGUUUGGUCGGUCGAUCUCAAGCAAGAAUGACGUUAGUCCUCUAUUCGAGCGAUGCAACAUACCUACCAUACACCACUCAGCCACUAGACCGGCUGAUGCAAUGCUAGCGUGGCCUGGGGCGGACUGCCUUGAGAGGCGAUCGUUGGGACGUCCGUCAAUGCCACCGGUUACCGUCAAGUUGAUUGACCGACACGAGGGGGAGGUAAUGGACAUGGUCACAUCCUGAAAAUCCUAGACGCGAUAAAUGAUAACGAACAUGAUGAAGAACCGGUCCCUGGGAACCUUACCCUAGGGACUCCAGCCGAUCCGAAUUCCGAUCCUAUCUCCUCCUACAUGUCUCCGCGAGCAAAAGCAAUGCAGCGAUUCAAACAGGACAUUUCCUUCCUUUCUUCACGUUCCUGUGUGCCGACGCGGCCACCGGGCCGGAAAGGGAGUUGAGUUGAAGAUGUAGACCAGUCGAAAGAGAGGGGGGACGCUCGUGCGUGAUAAAUCCAUGGAUGCCUACCUCGUACAGUCCAUACAACCGCGGCCUCGAGCUCGAUCUGCGUCUCGAUUUUGGAAAUAUUCAACGGUGGACGUGCAUAGAGAUGCAUAUAAUCCUUUUCGUCAUGGGAGACACUACGCCGGGAUCCAUUUUCCCAGCAGCGACGGAACGAAACGGC
Molecule: messenger RNA, 2058 nt
Organism: Cladophialophora immunda
Lineage: Eukaryota; Fungi; Ascomycota; Eurotiomycetes; Chaetothyriales; Herpotrichiellaceae
Exons: 2
Coding region: 212-1210 (332 amino acids)
Cellular component (GO): COP9 signalosome
Source: RefSeq, a predicted model, not a curated record